AGAAUAUAUCAGAUGUUAUUUAUUUGCUAAAGCGAACCCCCAUUGUUAUGUAGUAUUGUUAUUUGUUAGAGGUUUUUUUUUAGUUUUUCGGGUCAACCAUGUCGAGGAAAUCGAUGUCGCGGAAAUCGGUGUCCCGAAAAUCGGUGUCACGGAAAUCGGUGUCCCGGAAAUCGGUAUCGAGGAAGUCAGUGGCUGGUGGAAAGAAAGGUGAAAAGAGCGGAGGGAAGAAGCGAGGGGUAACCCCUCAGCAGGAGGAUACGGAACCAUGGAAAAAAGAGGUCGCCGAUCUCGGGGUUUCCGACGACAUAUGGAAAUGCCAUUUGUCGAUUUUGCAAGAGAAAGAUACUGCUUUGUCGGGUAUCGUCGACCUGGCAGGGCAAAAGGCGCCGGUUGGUAACCGAUGGCCAGUCAGGGUGAUUUCGAUGGACUACAUAAGGGAAAAAGUACUUAACCAUUGUGCCAAAACUAAAGAGGAAACAGCUUACAGGGCGCUUUGCGACGCCAUUAAGGAAGCCGCUGGAAGAAAUUUCGAUCAAGAUAUCCCUGUCGAACUACUGGCUUAUUUUAUCAAGUACGAAAUACUCGAGUUUCGAGAAAUCGACAUAGACAGAAAAAUUGAGAAAGAAAGGAUGGAACGAGAUCUGACGGAAGCAUAUUUGAAACUGGAUUUGGCCGCUGGAAGGCGGGCAAGGGACGAAAAACCGAAGAAAGGAAUUGCGUCCCAGGGGAGUGUUAAAGGCGGGCCUGGAAGGAGGGCGAGCGCGAAAGGAGGCCCGGGAAGAAGAGCGAGCGCCAAACGAGGAAGCACAAAGAGGCAAAGCACGAAGAGGCAAAGCACAAAGAGACAAAGCACGAAGAGACAAAGUACGAAGAGGCAAAGCACGAAGAGACAGAGCACACGAAGACAGAGUAAAAAGGGCGGCGGUCGAAAAAGUGUGGCCGGUGGCGGCGGUCGAAAAAGUGUGGCCGGUGGUGGUGGUGGUCGUCGUAAAAGUGCCGCCGGUGGAAGAGGAUCUCAACAAAGCAUUGGGGGACACCCCGGACUGAAAAGGACCAAGAGCCACUCAUUGCUCAACAAUUGGAAAAAGAAGCGGUCAAAUCUUAAAUUCGAUACCAGACUGAACACGAGAGAAAUGCCUCGGAAAGAUAUCCGGUACGUUGAAGAUUUUCCCGUGGGCGGCCCACAGGCGUAUUUUAUCAUAACGCAACUGCGACAUCCGUCUUUGCCGAAAACUCUGAGGAGCAUCGAUAUACCGGUGGAUUCGGUGAUAAUGUACGGCGAUCCGAGGAUAACUCGGGAUGACGAAAACGUGCCUCCGAAGAACAUAGAAGAGUACAAGGAACUAUUGGACAUGCUAGAAAGAGAUUAUAUGUUCAAAAAGAGCGAUAAACGCCAGUUUUUCGAUUUCUUGAAGGAAAAGUACUCAGAGCAAGGAAAAUUACAAAAAUUUUGGAAAGAUUUUAUGGAACAGGCUUUGUCUCAAGAAAACCGGAAGAUAUUCGAAAACACGAUUAUUACAAAAUACAGUCCUGACUUGAAAACCGUCCCGCUCAAAUCGGAAACGAGAAAAGAAGAGAUGAAAAAUAUAUUCUACGAGGAGAUGUGCAUGCUCAUGUAUUUCAUGGGGAGAAUUUCUGAAUUGUAUGAAAGGUACAACGCGUCGGUUAAAUUGUUCAACGUGGAAGCGAAAAAGGUAACGACUCCAGAAGACAUGACCGUUUAUACGGGCCUGUUGAACUCCCUGCCGAACGAACUCUGUGACGUCCCCAUUGUACUGGAUACGCUGAUCCAGCAGGUCUGUAUUAACGAAGGAGUGGAUACGAUGGUAGACACAACGAAAUACGGUUGUUCGCUCGGGACGAAGGAAAAGCCCGUUUGGGAAAAUUUUCUAGAGGCGCAGAUACAAGACCUAGAAUUGAAAUACGACCUCAAGAUAGAAGACGAACGGAAAAAGAAAAAGAUCAUCGAAUACCCGAGAACUAUAUUAGCCGGAGAUGUGAUCAAAUGGAAGACGUUGUGCAAGGGCAAUUUGGGAAGGUACGUUCGCGAUAGGACGUACUUGAUGCAAAAAAUAUUUUUGAGCAGGGCAGCGUGGGGCAAACUGGACAUCGACCAUACAGCGAGCUCAGCUCACACAAUUCACAUGCAAAGACUUAGAAACGCUUUAGGAAUCAGGCAUAAAAAAGAAGUGGCAGAGUGGCUAGUGACUCUCGGUCACCUGUGCGCCAUGGAUAAUCCACAAAUGUGGAAAAACGACAAUUUCGUCUUUUUCCAAGAGGGGCCUGUUUACACUAUGGUCCAAGACCACGAGUUGACGAGUAUGAAGACACUUAUAGGUUCAUUGUCCUGUUCCAUAAGUUGCUGCACCUGCAUGGAAAAAGUCUGCGACGAAAAGGUUCAACCCAAGUUGCUGUCCGAACUCGACUAUUUGAACAACAUCAAAGACCUACCCGAUUAUGUGAUGUAUCAGACCUUGUAUCAGUUAUAUUCUGAAAAGGACGUUGUCAAAAUGGAGUUUAACCAAUUGUUGAAAUCUAUAAUAUUUCAAUUUUAUAACUGUUUCAGUACGUUUAACGUCCAUUGCAGAAUCGAAACGCCUGUCAAUUUAAAAAACUUUUAUCAACACAUUUUAACCGAGAAGAAGCAUUGGUGUCUGAAAGAGUUGAGCGACAUCGCGGACAUGGAUCCCCCGAGGUUUUUCAAGCCUAGGAUGGACCUACUUAUCGCCAACCUAGACUCAAUAACGUCUCCAGUCGAGGUAAGCGAACAGUUGUCACUGACGUUCAAAGAUUUCGUAGAUCCGCAUAGUAUGAGAGAGGAUGAACUGCGAAGAGAUGAGGAAGAGAAGGUUAAGAGAGACAAACAAUUGGAAAAAGAGAGAAUACUUGCAGAAAAAGAAGAAAAGAAAUUACACGGGAAGAAAGGUGAGAAAAAACCGGAAGAGACGAAAUUGCCUCAGGAUCCAAUAGCCGCUGCUAUAUCGCAAGUUCAGAAACCUAUCAUCGGUUAUGUCUACGGCCUGAGCGAAGAGCAAUUGUCCGUUUUUCACGAGAGGAGAAAAAAUUUCGUCCUACGAGGCGGAUCGCGACUCAAUUUAAAAUUCGACGAGUCGAUUUUCGGACGACCUCUUCUAAUGCUAAAACUACUACAGAACGGUCACGAUUUAAUCUUUCACACUCCUUUAUACCAGAACGACAUUUUAACUAAUUUUACUUUUCAUCAUGAAAACGGUAUGAUAAUGAGCUUUUCAGAGAGGGUUCCUAUAAACGACGAACAGAUGCCCAUGAUUAGACAGAAGUCUUUCGCUGUAAAAAAAAAUGCUUCUAAAACAUCCCAGACCCAAAGGCUCUCGAAAAUGUCCAAAACUUCCGUUUCGAAAAAAAAGAAAAAAGGUUCAUUCAAUACGUUACUGUUGUCGUUAAAAGUUACUGAAAAAGAAGAUCCGGACAAGAUUAAAUUCAGUCGUCUGGAAAAGCAGCGUUUGUUUAAAAUGUUUGAGGAAAAAAUUCAAAAUUUCAAGGAUAAAGUGUUUUUCAAGAAGAUGAAAUACAAAUCUCUGGAUAGAAAGUACGAAUACUGCGACUGCAUAAUGACUCUUUUAAAAAGUAGGCUGUACCAUCUACCCAGGCCAUUUAGCUAUCAUAAAGCAGGGUGUGUAUUCAGGAAAGAAAAUCUGGAAAAAUCGCCGGCGAGUAAAUUCGUUUCGGAGCCGUUUAACGAUCCAGAAUUGUUAGAUGGAGGAAAUAAGGACCAACUCGCAGAGCUCGAUUUGCAGAUAUCCUGGCCGACCGGCUUGCACAUCAGUGUCUUGAGGCAGCCGAGAAUCGGUGGCAUCUACGUGAAACAAGUCUACUUGACGGAGAGAAAAGACUUACCUUUGAUCUCAGACGAAAAGUUCCGGUACAUCCUCUUUAACGGCACUGUUUUGAAGUUUAUGAAAUCAGAUGAAAUACAGAUUUAUUAUCCUUGGGGGGCUAUCGUUUACGUACAGGAGGCCAGCUUGAAAGAUGGGGAGGUCAUCGAAACGGACGACAUGACAGAAAUCGUUUUGCCGAGGGAAGUGAUUUUCCCACUUUAUAAUACAUUAACGUCGGACAGCAGAAAAGUCGAAAACUAUUUCGGAUAUCUAAGCAAAUCCCCAGUUGAAUACAUGGAAGAGAUAGACGAUUUGUUUUGUAAUACAAGAUCCUUAGAAAGGUCAGACGGAACGAAAUUUUUGUACCAUGAAGACGGCACGUCCGUAGUCAGGUUCCCCGACGGUACCGAAAUUCGGAAUUCUUGUGGAUUUAAAGCGUACGAAUAUUUUGUCGAAUACACCCCCGAAGAAAUGGAAGCGUGGUUUUUUCUAGAGCUGGAGGAAGAGGAACUCGCAGAAGAACAAGAAGUGAUGUUGACCCCUUCGGAGAUAGCGGAAGAGGAAGAACUCCCGAGAAAAAUAUUGUAUUCCAAAGACGGUUUCGUCAUUGUUGAAAUUUGGUCUUACUCCGUUUUUCAUCCGUAUUUCGCCGGCGUAUCUUCUGGAUGUAUGGAAAAGAACUUGCUCGAUCUAUACCUACCCGGUGACACAACCGUGCACAUAUCCGAUAAAAGCCUGUACAAAAUACUUAUCGGGAAAAAAAAAGAUUUUCGUUUUAAAGUGGGUGCCUCUAAACUGAUACUCGAUUCGCUCAAAAACGGCCGGCUGUAUCAAAGAUCCGUACUCAAUUACUUUCUUUUGCGCAAUAAAAUUGAUCCCAAUAGUCCGAAAACAUUGUUUUCGACGAGAACCGACGAUUUCACAGAUUUGAAGAUUAAUAAUAAAGGAGAAAUACAGUUCAGAAUAUUACCCGAGCGUGACGACUCUUACAACCUGUCCAAAGCCACAGUCGAUAAAAGGCAGUUCAUACUUAAACAGGACAAUUCCGGUGUAGAAAUAUUGUCUACAACACAUGUUAAGAAUUUGAUGGAACAGGUGGAAAAAAUACCGGGCUCCAAAGUGGAUAGAUUUAGGCCCGCCAAGUUGACUCAUACUGUAAUGUUCAAUCCCAUAGACACAGUAGCAGAAUAUUGGUUAAUGAGAUACCCCCCGGUAAAGACUCGUAACAGGUACGUGAUACCGAGCACGUAUGGCAAAUCGUAUCUUUACCCUAUACGACUGGAGAAGAAUACAGUAAAUGAAUCAAACAUGCUCUUAAUGAAUUUAUUUAAAACGAUCGAAUUUGUCGACAAGGAAAACACCUUCCUCGAUGUUGUGGCUAAGUACAAGGAACUGGUACUUCUCAACGAAGACGGUCCCAGCUGUGAUUGCUCCGUACAAGUCAUAGCUGACAACGUUGUAGGGCGAGAAGAUUCGACACUUUGCAGAUACCUCGCCCAAAGGAAGUACCGGCACAGUACAACGACGGGUAAGGCCUUCAACCGAUUCGUCCGCAAAAAGCUCGUCCCGCAGAUUAUGAGAAUGGCGACGAAGAAGUUCAACGUGACUCGAAAUUUGAAGACAAUGCGUUUCCACUUGCACCACCUCUACGAACGCUCGUCUCCUGUUUAUUUCGAGAGCGCAAAGGGCGCUAUCUUCCUCAUUCUUGAGCAGAUAGUCCAUUCGGCGGAGGAUAUCAUAUUCGACAUUCACAGAUGCGAGAAAAUGGAAGAAUUGAUCGAGAAGCCCAUGGAAGAGCUUACAGACGACAUGAUUCUCGAUCUGUCGAAAUGUAUAAAGCCUCUCGAAAUGGGACUCGGAGAAAUCACGAGGCAAGAAGUAUUCAAUGUACUGAUGUCAGCGAGGGAGCUGAAAGAAUACUUUUCCACCAUGCACGAAGCUCUCGAUUAUCGCCGUUACGCUAUAACGACUGAAAGAGACGAUUUCGGCGAGCUCAAUUGCAAGAAGCUGGAGGAGAUCAAAAAAGUCCCUCAGCGAAAGUACAGACUCCCUACUCUGCCGAGGCCUUCCGAGAUCGGAGGGUCCAAGAUCAAGAUCCCGCACGAAUGGCCUUCCCUACUCAUCGUCGACAAAAACGUGGGCAAUUCACUGUUCCAGUUCUUCGCACAGUUUCUGAAGAGAGACAGGUCCCAUUCCAGAUCUAGAAGCCCGGACGGGGGUUCGACGACUUCUCCGGCGCUGGCCCUGGCGAAGGGGCCGGAUCAGAUGUCCAUCCCCGGCUUCGGAGAUGCGAAACGCUGCGAGUGGGUUAACACGCAGUUAUUGAAAAAAAUCGACAAACAGGAACUGGAAGGGUACGUGCACAGUUUCUGCGGAAAAGCGUUGGUGAAAUCGCCCGCACUUCACCAUCUGCUGCUCAAAACAAAAAAGAAAAAGAUCGCGGACACUAAAAACGACACAAUGGGCCUGUUUUGAUUUCGUCAACGUCAAAUUCAUUAAGACAAUUUGGUCAAUUUCUCCGUUAAAAAAAUUAAGCCGAAAACAACUAAAAAGGCGUGGGGUAAUCUCUACAAUCAAAAUAAAAUGCUAAUGUCGAUUUAAAAAAGAAAAUAUAAUAUA
Molecule: messenger RNA, 6476 nt
Organism: Cimex lectularius (bed bug)
Lineage: Eukaryota; Metazoa; Arthropoda; Insecta; Hemiptera; Cimicidae
Exons: 3
Coding region: 99-6332 (2077 amino acids)
Biological process (GO): epithelial cilium movement involved in extracellular fluid movement; axonemal central apparatus assembly
Cellular component (GO): axonemal central apparatus
Source: RefSeq, a predicted model, not a curated record